This is a messenger RNA of Oldenlandia corymbosa var. corymbosa, 1738 nucleotides long. Lineage: Eukaryota; Viridiplantae; Streptophyta; Magnoliopsida; Gentianales; Rubiaceae. The record is from the annotation of a GenBank genome assembly.
AUAAAACAAAGGAAUCUGAAAAAGGGUUUUUGAAUUAAUUGAAGAAUUUUCAGACAACUCCACCGAAAAUGAAAAGUCCCUAUAUCUAAAAUCAAAAGGAACAGAAGAGAUACGAGUCAGAGAGAAAAAGAAUGGAGAAAGCAAUAGUGACACUGGAAAUAAAUAGCAGCUGCACUGCUUGGAAUUAUAAUGGGCAGCGAUUAGCUGCCGGUUCAUCUGAUGGGACAUUGGCCAUUUACGAUUCUGCUGAUCCUGCUUCUUCUAACUUUUCCUGCGCUUCCAAAUUUAAGGUCCUUGAAACCAGCAUUCUAAAGGUGGUCUGGGUUCCUCCUGAGUUUGGAGAUGCUGUUGCCUGCAUUGGUUCUGAUGGAAGUUUGUCAUUAUGGGAGGAGGUUGUGGAAGAUGGUGAUCUGAUCCAGUGGAAGCUGUGCAAAAGCUUCAAAAGGAACUCAAGCACAGUCCUAGACAUUCAAUUUGGAGUCUUUUCCACCAGUCUGAAAUUGGUUGCUGCUUAUUCAGAUGGUCAAGUAAAAAUCUUUGAGCUUCUUGAUCCUCUUGAUUUGAAGGAUUGGCAGCUUCAGGCUGAGUUUGAAAAUGUAAUUGAAUCUGCAUCCAAAAUUGGUCAAGCUUUCUGCUUGUCUGCAACCAUCUCUUGGAUUCCGCAAAGAGUUGAAUCCCAACGAUCGAGCUUUGUUUUGGGUUUUAAUUCAGAUGUACCUCAGUUGAAUUCCUCUAAGGUUUGGGAAUUUGAUGAGGAUCACCAAAGAUGGCUACCAGUCGCGGAGUUAGCUUUGCCGGAAGACAAGGAUGACCGAGUUCUAUCAGUUGCUUGGGCCCCAAAUAUUGGAAGGCCCUAUGAAGUGAUAGCAGUGGCAACUGGCAAGGGAAUAUCAAUAUGGCAAGUUGGAUCAAACCCUGACUCUGAUGGAAGACUUUCUUUGGAGAGGGUUGCUUCCCUCUCUGGUCACAAUGGCGAGGUAUUAGUUGGCAGACAUUCCCUUAUCCACUGUCUGUACACUUUCAUGCGAUAUUUGUAAUCUUUAGAUGCUGUUCGGUGGCAAAUCCGGAUCAUCGUUUUACAAAUUUCAGUAUGGAGUUGCUUGUAUGCAGUUUGUUGAUCUUAAUGUGUAAUCUUCUUUGGCUUCUUUUAUUCCUAAUGUGAUUUUACGUCAACCCUUUUACCGAUAUCUACAAAGUUGGCUGCCGUUAAUCUUUGAAAGAUAAAGCUUCCAACCAGCACAUUUUGGUCUUGUGCAGGUUUGGCAGAUGGAAUGGGACAUGAGCGGGAUGACAUUGGCUACAACUGGAAGUGAUGGGGUGGUGAAGUUGUGGCAAGCAAACCUAAACGGGGCUUGGCAAGAACAGGCUAUAUUUGAACCCGCCACCUAAUUUGCUCAUUUCAUGGCACAUAUUUCAGCCUUUUCCUUGUUUUUUUAGUGUGUAUUUCAUCUGAACUCCAGUUUGAAUUGAGCUAGUGUUAGAUAGUACUCUUCUUCUGCUAAUCUUUUGAUGUAAAAAGUCAAUCAUGAGAAUGAUGUACACUACAGAAAGUAGUCCAUACCAAAGAAAGAGUUAACAAACAUGAAUUUUGUUACUACAGUAUUUUUUGUAGGGAGUCCAGUCCGCAUAGUAGGGAGUCCGUACAUUAUAUAUCCUAAUGGUUCAGGAGUACUUAAUUUUGCGUCAUUAUUUUAUGUUUUUUUUUUACCCUCUUUUCGAGGUAAACAAAGAUUGCAAG